Psylliodes chrysocephalus is the source of this 3064-nucleotide messenger RNA. The record is from the annotation of a GenBank genome assembly. NCBI's taxonomy places the organism in Eukaryota, Metazoa, Arthropoda, Insecta, Coleoptera, Chrysomelidae.
AUCUCUACCUCGUACUGUACACAACGGAUGAUUCUUAUCUUUUAUAUCAAACGCGAUAUUUUGAUAACUUCAUUCAUAAAAUUUUAUUCGCUACUAGAAGUUAUCAGUCGUAUAUCUUUAUCGGAAAUAACUUUUCGAAAAGUGAUCAGUGAUGUACGUUGUAUGGAAGAUACUAUGACAAUUAAAAUUUGUUUAGUGACUGUAUAAAUUAAAAAGUAUCUGCGCCAGUUUGUGUAAAAUAUAAAGUUAAUUUUUGUGAGCACCUACUUCAAGAUCUCCUACUUAACUAUAAAUGCUUACUAUGGAUGACAGCUGUCGGCUUCUGACAACAGAACUAGACCCACAACGAUACACAGUUCCCGACAGCCCUCUGGAUCUAAGAGGAUCCACAACAGAAUCCACAGAAGUUAAAACGGAAAAAGAUAAAUCUAAAAAAACAAACCAUCAACUAAUUAAACCACCCUAUUCUUACAUAGCUCUGAUAACGAUGGCGAUAUUGCAAUCGCCUCAUAAAAAACUAACCCUGAGUGGCAUCUGCGAGUUCAUCAUGUCCAGAUUCCAUUACUACAGAGAAAAAUUCCCAGCCUGGCAAAACAGCAUAAGGCACAACUUAUCAUUAAACGAUUGUUUCAUAAAAAUACCUAGAGAACCUGGUAAUCCUGGUAAAGGCAACUACUGGACCUUAGAUCCUCUAGCUGAAGAUAUGUUCGAUAAUGGCAGCUUCUUGAGAAGGCGUAAAAGAUAUAAAAGACCGUCGCCGAAUUUAAUGUUGAGGGACCAUCAUGCUUCCGCGAUGGUAGCAUCGUUUUUAAGCAGUCAAGAAAACUAUCACCACAGCAUUUUUAGUCACACCAGUUUGCACAAUCCGUACUCUUAUAUUCCGGGAAUACCAGGGAAUAUGCCGACGAAUUUACCGCUUUUGAGCCCUAUGGAUCUAUCCAGACUUGGUUUAGGACAUCUAGGGUUAAUACCACAGCAUACUCUUUGUAAACCUGUACCUGUACAACCUCCUAGUGUUACGGAUACAGAAGAUUAUACCACCGAUAUUAAAAAAGCUAAAAAUGGCUUUUCUAUUGAUUCCAUCAUGGGGAACGAGGGCGGGAAUAGAGGUAAAAGUCCUGAUGUGAAUUUAGGCAGGAUUCAUAAUCAAGGAUCGGCAUUUUCGCCGCUUUCGUCUAGCGACGAUUGGACUAGGUGAAAAUUUUAGAAAAUCUUUAUAGAGGUAAUUAAUUUUGUAUUAUAUGUGCGGGUUGAACAGACUGAUCUUUAUAUAAGAAAAUGACAUACAUGUAUUAAGUACAAAAAUGCUUGAAACACUGUCUUAUAAUUAUUUAAGACACAAGUGGAUAAAGGUGUCAUGUCAUAUUUUUUCAGAAAAUGAUUUUAUGGCCUAAUAUACUUAAAAUAUACUAUAUUUUUUGUGUGUGAUAGUUCUGAUUUCCAAUUUUGAAAAAUAACGGCUAUUGAUCACAUAGGAAGGUGUCAUGAGCCAUAUAUUAAAAUGCAAUUUUAAACUUUAAACUUGUUUUUAUCGAAAUAAUCUUUUUUGUGACAUGACACCUUUAUCCACUCGUGUCUUCAAUUAUAAUAUCUCAAUAGGAAACGAUCUUUUUAAUAAAUUUGUUGGAAAAAUCGUAAAACAAAAAAACAGUGUUUCUGGUGCAUGUUUUAAUUAUAUACUACAUUCCAAAUAGUAAAAAAUUAAGAAUAUAAAAAUAUUUGGUACCUAAUUAAUUAACCUAAUUAGUAUUAGUUAAAUCCAAAAAAUUUUAUGCAAAAAAAUAAUGAUUGGAAACUUCUGGAUAAAUCUUAAAAUUUCAUAAAAAUAUCUUUUAAAUUAAAUAAAUAACAAACUCUUCUAUAAUUAGGACAGCAAGGCAUGAACAUUAAUCUACAAUUUUUAUUUCAGACAUUUGUUUUAGCAUUAAUGCUAUCUUUAAAGAACAAAAAUGUCUAAAAUACAUUAUAAAGUUUUUUUUUAAAUAUAAUUAAACAUGAAAUUAGAGCACAAAUAAAUAUCACACAAUGUGUUGUUUAAAAUGGAGAAUAUGUCAUAUAGGGGGCGCUAUGUAACAUAAACUGAGUAGGUAGGUACUUCGGAUAUGUUUUUUUUUAGUUACUAUUUGCAUCCGUAUUUUUAUUUCGUGGAAAAUUAAAUCGAAGUAGAUUCCACAUAAUUGACCAAUAUUUAGCAAUUUUUAUUUUGCAGUAUCGCUUGAUAUUUUACAACUUUAAUUGUUCCGUCAAUAAACUGUAGUUCUCGUAAAUUACUUAGACUCAGCUGUGUAGGCAUGUAACUUUUUUCCAUUCGUCUAAAGUCUAACUUUCAUUGGAUUUGUCCCCGUUUAAGCGGAAUAUUUUUUGAGCUGCAAUCAAUAGAGGUUUUUCCUUGGCCUAAUAAAUAAGUUACUUAUACAAUUAACUCAAAUACUCAUUCAUUAAUAUUUAUCUUGUAAAAUCCAAGUCUAGUUUGAUGUAUAUAAUUCCAACAAUACUCUAGACAUUAAAAUUGUUAUAUUCAUUUCAUAAAGUAUAGUGAUUUCUCUUAAAAAAUAAUUUUAUGGAGAAUUCAGCAAUAAGACUAUUCAUUGCGUUAUUUAUGAUUUCUAUUCCGUCAGAAUUAGAGAAAAAUUACCCUGAAACGAAAAUGUUUAGUAGAAUAGAAACCCAGGUAACAAUGAAAGAAAAUUUGACUUCUUUUGAUAAAAUUUCCCUUUACGCAAAGAUGAGAAUGAUCGGAAGAAGGUAUAUAUGCAUAUAUACAUUUUUCGGCGUUUUUUCCUAUUUUACUCACAAACGAUGCAUUUUCAUGAAAAAUUUUACUGGACUUUUUUGAAGAACACGAGCUUCUAUCGAUUGUGUUCCUAUAUAUUUUUUGCCAAACUUCAUAUUUUUGACGCUAGAGCACACCAAAAAAAAAUGUUUAUAUUUUGCGGUUUUUAGCAUUUUACUUGAAAACAACGUACUUUGGUGGAAAAUGUAAUAAGAGAAAAGUUGUAGAGCGGAAAAUUUCCUAUCGAACCUAUAAAACAGAUUUUCCGGAAACCCGUUGUUUCCGCUACAG